Messenger RNA from Andrographis paniculata, 312 nucleotides. RefSeq names its product probable non-specific lipid-transfer protein AKCS9. The record is from RefSeq and is a predicted model, not a curated record. The transcript has a single exon. NCBI's taxonomy places the organism in Eukaryota, Viridiplantae, Streptophyta, Magnoliopsida, Lamiales, Acanthaceae. Bases 1 to 312 code for a protein of 103 amino acids. Gene Ontology annotation, biological process: lipid transport.
AUGAAGAGCAUCAAGAGCUUAUCGACAAUGCAUGCCGCAGCUGCGAUACUAAUAUUGCUUGCGGCACACAUCAAUAAUGUCCAAGUGGCCGAUGGCGCGCCGAAUUGCGACGUGCAGGCACUGAUGCCGUGCAAGACGGCGCUCUUCUCGCCGGGUACGAAAGCCGACAGUAAAUGCUGCAUUGCCUUAACCCAGCAGCUUGUAGAUAGUUGCUAUUGCAAGUACAACAACAACCCCAUCAUUAAGCCCUACAUCAAUAGAGCCAACGAGAUCCUUGUCGACUGCAAACGCAGUGUCCCCAAAACUUGCUGA